Platichthys flesus (European flounder) is the source of this 5822-nucleotide messenger RNA. Its product is annotated as Golgi apparatus protein 1-like. Gene Ontology annotation, molecular function: fibroblast growth factor binding. The coding region runs from base 1 to 3432 and encodes 1143 amino acids. Gene Ontology annotation, cellular component: Golgi membrane. The transcript is spliced from 27 exons. NCBI's taxonomy places the organism in Eukaryota, Metazoa, Chordata, Actinopteri, Pleuronectiformes, Pleuronectidae. The record is from RefSeq and is a predicted model, not a curated record.
AUGGCGGCGGACGGUCGCCUUCAGCUGCGGCUCUUUCUGCUCCUGUGUCUCUGCGGCUCCGGCUCCGUCCUCGGCCUGAAGGCAGCCGGCGGCCCGGCGGACCCGCCCGACCCCCCGGUCCUCAGAGCCGCGGAGCCCCCUCCCAGGGAGGCACCUGCCGCGGCCGCCGCCGGGGCCUCGCAGCCUCGAAGGGCGAGCGGCUGGAAGCUGUCGGAGGAGGAGGCCUGCCGGGAGGACCUGAGCCGCCUCUGCCCCAAGCACACCUGGACCAACAACCUGGCCGUGCUGGAGUGCCUGCAGGACCGCAGAGAGGAAAGUGAGCUCGCUACCGACUGUAACCAUCUCCUGUGGAACUACAAACUCAAUCUGACCACAGACCCCAAGUUUGAGUCGGUCGCCACAGAGGUCUGUAAGAGCACCAUCGCUGAGUUGAAGGAGUGUAACGAGGAGGAGCGAGGGCGGGGCUACCUUGUGUCCUGCCUGGUGGAUCACCGCGGCAACAUCAGCGAGCACCAGUGUAACCAGUACAUCACCAAGAUGACCGGUAUCGUCUUCAGCGACUUUCGUCUCAUCUGUGGCUUCAUGGACAAAUGUAAAGAGGACAUCAACAGCCUGCACUGCGGCAGCAUCAACGUGGGGCACAAGGACGUGCACUCUCAGGGGGAAGUGAUUUCCUGUCUGGAGAAGGCGUUGGUGCGGGAGGCGGAGCAGCAGGACGGUGCUCAUCCAAUCAAAGAAGAGUGUCAGAGGGCGAUCCUGCGCGUGGCGGAGCUGUCGUCAGACGACUUCCACCUCGACCGACAUCUUUACUUCUCCUGUCGAGACGACCGGGAGAGGUUCUGUCAGAACACUCAGGCAGGAGAAGGAAAAGUCUACAAGUGUCUGUUCAACCACAAGUUUGAAGAGGCCAUGUCAGAAAAGUGCCGCGAUGCUCUGACCACCCGUCAGAAGCUGAUCUCUCAGGACUACAGGGUCAGCUACUCGCUGGCUAAAGCCUGUAAGCUGGACCUGAGGAAGCAGCGCUGCAGCCUGGACACCAACCUGCCGCGAGCCCGCGAGGCCCGGCUGUCCUACCUGCUGCUGUGCCUGGAGGCCGCCGUGCACCGCGGUCGUACGGUCAGUGGCGAGUGUCAGGGCGAGAUGGUCGACUACCGGAAGAUGCUGAUGGAGGAUUUCUCUCUGAGUCCGGAGAUCGUGCUCCACUGCCGGACGGAGAUCGAGGCUCACUGCUCCGGGCUGCACCGCAAGGGCCGCACGCUGCACUGCCUGAUGAGGAUCGGGCGCGGCGACCGCAGCGCCACGGUCGAGGGCGUCUGCCAGAACGCACUGCAGAGUCUGAUCCAGUCGGCCGACCCUGGAGCCGACUACCGGAUCGACCGUGCGCUCAACGAGGCGUGUGAGUCCGUGAUCCAGACCGCCUGCAAGCACAUCCGCACAGGAGACCCCAUGAUCCUGUCGUGUCUGAUGGAGCACCUGUACACGGAGAAGAUGGUGGAGGACUGUGAACACCGGCUGCUGGAGCUGCAGUAUUUCAUAUCCAGAGACUGGAAACUGGACCCCAUCCUGUAUAAGAAGUGUCAGGGUGACGCCGCCCGCCUCUGCCACACCCACGGCUGGAAUGAGACCAGUGAGCUGAUGCCGCCGGGCGCCGUCUUCUCGUGCCUCUACCGCCACGCCUACCGCACGGAGGAGCAGGGCCGGCGGGUGAAUCCAGAGGAUCAGUUAUCUCGGGACUGUAAGGUGGAGGUUCAGAGGAUUCUCCACCAGAGGGCGCUGGAUGUGAAGUUGGAACCGGAACUUCAGAAAAAAUGCAUGACCGACCUCGGCAAGUGGUGCAGCGAGAAGACCGACACGGGACAGGAGCUGGAGUGUCUGCAGGAUCAUCUGGAGGACCUGGUCUCUGCCUGCAGGGACGUCGUGGGGAACCUGACGGAGCUGGAGUCAGAGGACAUCCAGAUCGAUGCUCUGCUGAUCAGAGCCUGUGAGCCAAUCAUCCAGGCCCACUGCCACGACGUUGCUGAUAACCAGAUCGACACAGGUGACCUGAUGGAGUGUCUGGUUCAGAACAAACACCAGAAAGAGAUGAAUGAGAAGUGUUCAGUCGGCGUGACGCACUUCCAGCUGAUUCAAAUGAAGGAUUUCCGGUUCUCCUACAAGUUCAAGAUGUCCUGCAAAGAGGACGUUCUGCAUCUGUGUCCGAACAUCAAGAAGAAGGUGGACGUGGUCAUCUGUCUGAGCUCCACCGUGAGGAACGACACGCUGCAGGACGCCCGGGAGCAGCGGGUUUCUCUCAAGUGUCGCAAGCAGCUGCGGGUGGAGGAGCUGGAGAUGUCGGAGGAUAUUCGCUUGGACCCAGAUCUGUACGAGCCGUGUCGAUCGGACAUCAGCCGACUUUGUCCCAACGUGAACUAUGGAAACGCUCAGAUGAUCGAGUGUCUGAAGGAGCAUAAGAAGCAGCUCAGUCUGAGCUGUCACCAGCGGAUCUUCAAGCUGCAGGAGGGCGAGAUGAACGACCCCGAGCUCGACUACCAGCUGAUGAGGGUCUGCAAGCAGAUGAUCAAGCGGUUCUGCACUGAGACCAACGCCCGGAACGUUCUUCAGUGUCUGAAGCAGAACAAGAACAGCGAGCUGAUGGAUCCCAAGUGUAAACAGAUGAUCACCAAGAGACAGAUCACGCAGAACACAGACUACAGGUUGAACCCGGUGCUGAGGAAAGCCUGUCGAGCCGACAUCCCAAAGUUCUGCCAGCCCAUCCUGAACAAGGCGGUCGAGGACAGCGAGCUGGAGGGUCAGGUCAUCGGCUGCCUCAAACUCAAAUACGCUGACCAGCGGCUGUCUCCGGACUGUGAGGACCAGAUCCGGGUGAUCCUGCAGGAGUCGGCUCUGGACUACAGACUGGACCCGCAGCUGCAGAUGCACUGCUCAGACGAGAUCUCCAUGCUGUGUGUGGAGGAGGCAGCCGCCCAGGAGCAGACUGGUCAGGUGGAGGAGUGUCUGAAAGUCAAUCUGCUGAAAAUCAAACAGGACGCCUGUAAAAAGGAAGUCCUGAACAUGCUGAAGGAGAGCAAGGCGGACAUCUUUGUGGACCCGGUCCUGCACACCGCCUGCGCCCUGGACCUCAAACACCACUGUGCUGCCAUCACACCCGGCCGGGGACGACAGAUGUCGUGUCUGUUGGAGGCGCUGCAGGACAAAAGAAUCCGUCUGCAGCCCGAGUGCAAGAAGAGACUUCAGGACCGGAUCGACAUGUGGAGCUACGCUGCAAAGGUGGCGCCAGCAGAGGGCUUCUCAGACCUGGCCCUGCAGGUGAUGACGUCGCCCUCUAAGAACUACAUCCUGCUCAUGAUCACGAUGAGCGUGUGCGUCCUCUUCCUGGUCGGGCUGCUGUGCGGUCGCAUCACAAAGCGAGUGAGACAACUGAAGGAUCGGUAGAGGACAAAGAAAAGACUCACACUUCACAUGUUCCUGAACCCUCCUCUUCCUCCUCCUCCUCCUCCUCCUCCUCCUCCUCCUCCCUCAGAUGCCCAAUCUCUAACCAGCCAGCCUGCACAGUGCCAACUCCAGUGGUCACAUCUGGAUCUCGUCCUUGGUCUAAAACUCUUAGUUUGGCUGCUGCUGCAGUUUUGCAUCAAAUGCAAAACUUUUCCCAACGCUCGAGAAAAUCGUUCAUGUUUAUUUGGACGUCUCUGAUCCUCAGGAGAGCAGCGACUGUCCGUCCCGUGUCCCCGAGGACGUUGUCUGGGGUCGGGUGAGAAGUCGAUGUGACGGCUGCUUCUGACGUCUGGAUUUGUCUCCGCCCGUUAAGUCCUGAUGCUUUUUGUGGUAUUUCCGAGGAGCAUGUGGAGCAACAGGAAGUGAUUUCUUUCUAAAAGAGACUGAAGCUUGAAUCGUACACGAGGCGACUCGUUGUCUCGUGGCAGAGUUUGAGUUCUGAGACGUUCCCCGUUGCUUGGAAACAUUUGUCCCGACGUCCUCUUGGCUCCUGUGCAGCCUCGUGUCCCCGGGUCCAGUUCAGACCCUCGUCUCUCGCUACUGAAACCCACCUGUGACUGGACGUGAGGGUCAAGCUGGUCCCCGUCAUCAGGAAUGUUGUGUGCACAUUUGUUAAACGUCAUUUCAAUGCUUAUUAAAGUCAUUGCACUUUUUUUUUUUUUUUUUAUGCCUUAUUUAUUGUGGAUUAAUGGCGUGGUUCUGAAUGAAGUUAAGUUUUCUGUGUGGCUGAACGUUUCUCUAAUCGUCUGGGAGGUUCGGGUUCAGCAGUGAAGGACGAGGCUCCGCCCACGUUCCUGAUCCAGUUUGCCUUUAACGAACUUUAACGAGACCGUAGAGUUCGUACACGAGACCCGAGUGUAACGGCUGAAGUUCUUUUCUUUUAUACAUAUGUCCAAUCAUCUCUGCAUCAAGGACGCGCUGAGUGUGACACCUGUAGAACCUGCACUGAGCUGACGACCUGUUGAAAAGCUUCACUCAGUCCCUCGUCCUUCUCACAACACGAAGAGGCUUUGAACAUGAAUUUGAAACAUGACUCGUGUGAAACAGCUGAUUCUCUUCAUAGGAAGUUCUUCCUUUUAACAUCUCUCUAAACAUUUCUGUCUCCAGAGCUGUGACACCUCUGUUAACCUGCACGGGGCUGAUUUACUCUGCAGGCCUCUGGGCUCAGUCCGAAAGAAACACUUUGACCCCAAACGACUAAAACCAGACCUAAUAGAAUUCAAAGAGACGCACAACGGCUGCAAACAACCAAAAUGACAAAGAGAUGGAGAGGAACCACAGGAGCUGUUGUCUCUUUCAGUUUGGGUGUAGAGUUCAAAUAGCAGCUAUUUAUUUACAUUACUUCAUAUAUUUGUUAAUAUGAGAAUCUAAUUUGUUUAGUUUUCUCAGAACUUCACACGUGAGUGGAAAGGUUUGUUUUCUUCCCGUCUCCUCAAGGUUAUAAAACAGUUUCUAACCAAACAAAUCUCAAACCACAAAUUGUCAUUUUCAAAUUUCACGUGUUUCUUGUUUUAAACAAAUCAGACACAACUUUCGAAUUGAUUAACUUCAGAUGUGUCAGUGUUUAAACUCUGACCGGGUGUUAAUAGCUAAUUGCUUGAGGUGCCACAGUGAAACUCCACCCCCACACAAACAGCUGCUGUCGAGAUCAAACUGGUGGAACUGGAAAAUUCAGCCCUUUCUGUUUUUGAUCCAAAGUUGUAACGAUUCAAAAUUGAGUUGUUUCGUCGCCUGAAGCCUGAGCUGAAUAAUAAUUCAUUUGUCAGUAGAAAAUAAUCAAACCUUUUAAAUCCCUGGCUCAGUAUUUUACAUUUGAUGGAUCUUUGUUUCGCUGAUGUUUAACGAAAGAUGCAAACAUUAUUCCAAAAUGAUGAAGAUACAUUUGGACCUUUAACUCGCUGGACUCUGUUCUCCGGCGUCGGCUCAUCCACCGAAAAAUAAUUGCAGCUUUUUGUUUUACAUCGAUGUUUGAUUUAAAAACGGAUUCAGGAGAAGAGGAAAACGCAUGCGAGAGGUUUUCUGCUCAAGUUGCAAAUACGAGAAUUUGAUUGAAGUUUCCUCCCUGAAAGCUGAAGAACCCACAGCUCAAAAGUUUUUCUGAAAUGAUCUGAGUGUGUGGAGACGUCCGAUGAUGGAUCAGAAGUUUAACAGCAUCAGUUUUGUACACGAGUCGCCACGUGUGCAAACUUUAUAAUGUGCAGGUUUUUUGUUCUUUUUCAUUUUUGCCCUGUUAAUAUAAAAAUUGUAACAGAAUCAUUAUUGUGACAUUGGAUUUUGCUGUACAGAUACAAAUUUGAUUCAAUUUAAUAAAAUCUCUCCAGAUUUUCAUA